Molecule: messenger RNA, 1024 nt
Organism: Branchiostoma belcheri (Belcher's lancelet)
Lineage: Eukaryota; Metazoa; Chordata; Leptocardii; Amphioxiformes; Branchiostomatidae
Exons: 2
Coding region: 98-1024 (308 amino acids)
Source: RefSeq, a predicted model, not a curated record
UGGUGGCGACUUUAACUUACCAGGCUGGGAUUGGGGGAAUAAGACAUUGAAACCCAGAACCAGUCAUUCUGCAAAACACAGACAAUUUGCUGAUUCAAUGCAAGAUAAUGGCCUCACCCAAAUAGUGGAAGACCCAACUCGCGGUGUAAACACCCUGGAUCUCAUACUUACAAACCGCCCGGCACAGAUAAACAGAACUCAGGUAAUCCCCGGGAUAAGUGACCAUCUUGCUGUGUACACAGAGUUGGAGGUGAAACCUCUGAGGCGGCGGCAAAUCCCGCGCAAAGUCCCUAUUUAUGCCAAGGCUAAUUGGGAAGGCUUCAGAGAGUUUGCAAAUAACCUAGCUGAUAAAGUACGGGCCGCAGAGCCAUCAUCUAAUAUAAACCACCUCUGGAACAUUUUGAAAAACGGACUCCUUGAGGGGAUAAAGACUUACAUCCCACAUCGUACAACUAAAAGAAAGGACUCUCACCCAUGGUUAAACCCUAACUUACGACGUAAAAUCAAACACAGAGACAAAGCAUAUAAAGCUAGUGAAAAGACUGGACGCCCGUCUUUGGAGGCAAAAUUUCUGAGACUCAAACGCGAGGUACAGCGUGAGCUGAGGAAAGCCUACUGGGAGUAUGUAGAAGAAAUCAUCACUCCAGAGAGUGACGAAAACAGUGACACAUGUAGAAAGAAGUUCUGGAAGUUUAUUAAACAUCAGCGUACUGACCAUUCUGGAAUUGCACCACUGAAAGAUAAAGGUAGACUUAUCACUGAUUCACAGCAAAAAGCAGAACUUCUAAAUGCACAGUUCCACUCCGUGUUCACACGCGAGACUCCAGCAAUACCUACUCGACGUGGUAGGAAGACCAAACCCAUGCCUAAAAUUAGUAUCCACAAACAAGGAGUUCUGAAAUUACUACAAAACCUUAAUCCAACAAAAGCUGCUGGCCCUGAUGGCCUUAGUCCAAAAAUCUUUAAAGAACUCUCUGAACAGCUAGCUGAUCCCUUGACACGAAUAUUUAAAAAUCACUCUUAA